UUCUCCAGAAGGCUUUAAAGAGCUUCUCCUCCAGCCUCCUCACUUGACGUAUUUUACACAUUAACUUCUCCAAGCAUCUAGUUAACAGCUGAGCUGAGCCAUGCCUGGGCAGAAACUUUCAUUUUCACCACUAUUUUCCUAAGUUGGCCUUACCUGAAAGACUCACAUAUUUGCAAAUCUGGCAGGGGAGAACAUGAUAUUAAGACAUUUUAGGAGACGAUGGACUAAUGAUGGCCGUUUACUGCCGUUUGUCCCAAAACCCAAUGAUAAUAUCUAUUCAAGGGUAUUUUUUCAGUGAAAGCUGGUGAUUGUACACGGAAGUCACAAAAUUACUCAACAUGAAUGAUUUAAGGCUGUACAAUUAUCCAGUUACAUGAUUAAAAAAAUAGUGUUUCUUUUUUCUUUUGGGUGGGAAAUAAAGCUAGUCUCUCAUCUUUUCUUCAGCAGAUGGCAGCAAAUAGGCCCAUGGAAUGGAAUGGAAACCACACCUCUGUAACCAUGUUUGUUCUCCGGGGUCUCUCAGAUAAAAAGGAGCUGCAGCUCAUCCUCUUUCCAAUAUUCCUAGGCAUCUAUCUGCUGACUCUCAUCUGGAACCUGGGUCUCAUCCUCCUCAUCAGGAUGGACUCCCACCUGCACACACCCAUGUACUUUUUUCUCAGUUUCCUCUCAUUUAUAGACAUCUGCUAUUCUUCUGCUAUCAGCCCAAGGAUGCUUUCGGACUUCUUUAAAGAUGAAAAAAGGAUUUCCUUCAUUGCCUGUGCCACUCAAUAUUUUAUUGCGGCCUGGAUGGGCAUGGCUGAGUGCUGCCUCUUGGCAGCCAUGGCCUAUGACCGAUAUGUGGCCAUUGGCAGCCCUCUGCAGUACUCAGCCAUCGUGGCUCCUGGUCUCUGUAGCAAGAUGGUUGCUGGGGCCUAUGUGAGUGGUUUCCUUAUUAGUUUAUCUCUAACAGUCUCUUGCUUUCAUCUUUACUACUGUGGGCCAAAUAUCAUUCAACAUUUCUUCUGUGACUUGCCUCGGAUUAUUCCCUUGUCUUGCUCCAAUGCCUUCAUUAGCCAAAUAAUUCUUCUUCUGGAAGCCAUUUUUAUUUUGUUUGGUUCUUUGCUUGUUAUCCUCUUGUCCUAUGCUUUCAUUGUAGCUUCCAUCCUGAACAUAUCCUCAGGCAAAGGUAGUGCCAAGGCCUUCAAUACCUGUGCCUCCCACCUGGCAACUGUGACACUCUUCUUUGGCACAGCCCUCUCUGUGUACAUGCGUCCCAGCUCUAGUCACUCCAUGAAGCAGGACAAGGUGCUGUCAGUGUUCUAUGUCAUCCUUAUCCCCGUGUUGAAUCCUCUGAUCUAUAGCCUGAGGAACAAGGAGAUCAAAGAGGCCCUCGAGAGGGUAAUAAAGAGAAAAACUUAUUAA
Messenger RNA from Loxodonta africana (African savanna elephant), 1401 nucleotides. RefSeq names its product olfactory receptor 5A1-like. Gene Ontology annotation, cellular component: membrane. The coding region runs from base 448 to 1401 and encodes 317 amino acids. Gene Ontology annotation, biological process: sensory perception of smell; G protein-coupled receptor signaling pathway. The transcript has a single exon. NCBI's taxonomy places the organism in Eukaryota, Metazoa, Chordata, Mammalia, Proboscidea, Elephantidae. The record is from RefSeq and is a predicted model, not a curated record. Gene Ontology annotation, molecular function: olfactory receptor activity; G protein-coupled receptor activity; odorant binding.